AUGACUGGCCGUGGUAAGGGAGGCAAAGGACUAGGAAAAGGAGGCGCUAAGCGUCAUCGCAAGGUUUUGCGUGAUAACAUCCAGGGUAUCACCAAGCCCGCCAUCCGUCGUUUGGCUCGUCGUGGUGGAGUCAAGCGUAUCUCUUCUGGUCUUAUCUACGAGGAAACCCGUGGAGUGCUGAAGCGUAAAACCGUAACCGCCAUGGAUGUUGUCUACGCUCUGAAGCGUCAGGGACGUACUCUGUACGGUUUCGGAGGUUAA
Messenger RNA from Aedes aegypti (yellow fever mosquito), 261 nucleotides. RefSeq names its product histone H4. The transcript is spliced from 2 exons. Gene Ontology annotation, molecular function: protein heterodimerization activity; structural constituent of chromatin; DNA binding. NCBI's taxonomy places the organism in Eukaryota, Metazoa, Arthropoda, Insecta, Diptera, Culicidae. The record is from RefSeq and is a predicted model, not a curated record. Gene Ontology annotation, cellular component: nucleosome. The coding region runs from base 1 to 261 and encodes 86 amino acids. Gene Ontology annotation, biological process: nucleosome assembly.